This is a messenger RNA of Pseudophryne corroboree (corroboree frog), 2060 nucleotides long. RefSeq names its product nudix hydrolase 5 (gene NUDT5). Gene Ontology annotation, cellular component: nucleus. Gene Ontology annotation, biological process: ribose phosphate metabolic process; nucleoside phosphate metabolic process. The transcript is spliced from 10 exons. The coding region runs from base 16 to 855 and encodes 279 amino acids. The record is from RefSeq and is a predicted model, not a curated record. Gene Ontology annotation, molecular function: ADP-ribose diphosphatase activity. Lineage: Eukaryota; Metazoa; Chordata; Amphibia; Anura; Myobatrachidae.
CAGCUUCUCUCCUCCAUGCUCCCUGCCCAUACUGCUGAUGGAAGAGCUGGCUCUGGGGACCACCUAGAUGUUAGUUUGGAGAGGACCCAGCAGCAACUGAGGUUUUGCUGGGAGCCUGUGACAGGAGGUAGCAGUAUAUGCUCCCAGCCCUCCUGCAGCGUAUGGUGUCACACUGCAGCCGGCUACCACCAGGUAAUGGAAAAUCGGAAUUCAAAAGAGAUCUCCAAUAGUAAAGACACUAUAAUAAAAGAGGAGACACUGGCAAAAGGAAAGUGGGUGCAGCUUGAGGAAACAACAUAUGUGGAUCAUGAAGGAAAAACCAGAACAUGGGAAACUGUGAAACGUACAACACGAAGAGAAGGAAAUGUGGCAGAUGGUGUAGCCAUAAUACCGAUUUUGCAGAGAACACUUCAUUAUGAAUGUAUGGUGCUCAUUAAACAGUUCCGACCUCCUUUGGGUUGUUACUGUCUGGAAUUUCCUGCAGGUCUUAUUGAUGAAAAUGAGAGUCCAGAACAAGCAGCUCUUCGAGAACUGGAAGAGGAAACUGGUUACCAGGGAGAAAUAAUGGAAUGCUCCCCUGUAUCUUGCUUGGACCCUGGAUUGUCAAACUGUACAACAUAUAUUGUAACUGUACACAUUAAUGGGGAUAAUUCUGUAAACAACAAACCUAAACCCAAGCUUGCGGAUGGAGAAUUUACAGAGACUAUUUUGGUACCAAAACUUGAACUGCGCAAAUAUAUUGCUGAGCUAGUUGCAAAGGAGAAGCUGGUGGUGGAUGCCAGAGUGUAUACUUACGCCUUGGCACUGGAGCAUGCUGUGGCGAAACCUUAUGAAUUACCAUUCCUAAAGUGUUGAAGCUAUCUCUUACCAAUGUGUGUACCUGGACGGUGUGUCAUCCAUUUGUGUAAUAGCAGCAGCCCUCUCAGUUGGGUUAUCAGUCAUCAUUAUAAAGCACUUCUUCAUUUUUACCUUGAAUCCACGACCCAGUCACCAAGAUGAUAUCACGUUAGUAUUUGAAAGAAUUGUACAAGGUCUGUAGUUGCUGGAAAUGUUGGAAGGUUGUAUUUGUUUUCCGCUACUUUGCAUACAAUGCCUAGAUGCAUCUGUUGAAAACUCUCUGAAAUACAAGAUGCUGGGAAGGGCGCUUAUAGACGUGGUAACUGAUGUAAAUGGAUUGUAAGAGACCUCAGGCCAUGCAUAGCUUGUAGCAAUAGUGCCAUGAGUCAACUUCCCUGUACAAAAUGUGCCUUUUCCCUUACAGGCGAUUUCUGGAUUUUUGCAUGUAAUGUUAAAUGGAUUGGGGACUCUAUAAACAGAACUGCCCCCUGUAUGAAUUGUCGAUCUUAUAAGAAAUGUCUGCAUUGUAAAGGGCCCCAUACACUAGAGCGAUUAUGCCCGAUUUCAGCCCAAUUCGGGCAUUCGGCCCAAUAUAUUGGGUGAAAUUGGGCAUUUUUGAGGUGUCUCUGGUCUGAUCCGAUGCACGUUCCCGUGAGCAUCGGAUCGGAUCCUCCAGAUUGAAUGUGCAGCACAUUCAAUCAAGUCCGACCUUGGGGCAUGGCUGGGAUCGCCCAGGAUACAUCGGAUGCAAAAGGACAGCAUCCGUUGUUUCUUGGGCGAGCCUGCCCCCUGGGAGGCUGCUGGGGCAAUCCCCUCCGACAUGCGGUUGGAUAAGUGUAUGGGGCCCUUAAGGUUACUGACGUUACAUAAAUUUGGAUAACUUUCUACAUUUCUUUGUUAAAUUAAAGGAACAGGUACAUUUCUUAUACACUAAUGUGCAUAUAAAACUUUCCCAUUAGGGUGACAACAGUUAGGGCUGCUUCGUUUUGUAUAGUUUGUACAACCUGAGUGUUGAUAAACACAAUCCCUACCUCUAAAUGCUAUGAAAUGUAACAGGUUAUGUAUUGGUUCCAGUAAUUUAUAGGUUAUGGGCAAGCUUAGGCAAUGUAUGUAACUACUGUAAUGUUGGUCUACUAUUCAUUUUCUGUAUUACCAUAAAGCGCAUUCGUAGAAAUGCGAACAAUAUGAUUUUGUUAACAUUAAAAGAAUAUUGCUAUAAGAAA